Ascoidea rubescens DSM 1968 is the source of this 1570-nucleotide messenger RNA. RefSeq names its product putative ammonium transporter. Gene Ontology annotation, cellular component: plasma membrane. NCBI's taxonomy places the organism in Eukaryota, Fungi, Ascomycota, Saccharomycetes, Ascoideales, Ascoideaceae. Gene Ontology annotation, biological process: ammonium transmembrane transport. The coding region runs from base 6 to 1427 and encodes 473 amino acids. The transcript has a single exon. The record is from RefSeq and is a predicted model, not a curated record. Gene Ontology annotation, molecular function: ammonium channel activity.
CGGCAAUGCUUCUUCGUAAGAAGGACUUGUCAGAUUUAGCAGAACAAACUUCAACUUUUGUUGGAGCUGAUAUUGCUUAUAUUUUACUAUGUUCUGUUAUGAUUUUUAUUAUCACACCAGGUAUUGGAUUAUUUUAUGCUGGAAUGCUAAAAAAGAAGAAUAGGUUACAAUUGAUAUUGCAAAGUUAUUUGGUAACGUCGGUUGUCACAAUUCAGUGGUAUUUGAUGGGUUAUUCAUUAGCUUGUUCAACUACAUCAACUUCCGAACUCAUUGGAAACUUAAGAAUGGGGGGUUUAAUGAAUGUUAAUGAAGGACCAUUAAUAGAAGGUGGGAGCAUUCCUUCAAUUGUUUAUUUUUUAUUUUCAUGUUUUUUCGCUGUUGCAACGGUUCAGAUUUUUGUUGGUGCCAUUGCAGAGAGAGGUCGAUUAUUACCAUCGUUAGUCUUAUCAUUUUGCUGGGUAACUAUUGUAUACUGUCCCUUUGCUUUCUGGGUCUGGGGCACAAAUGGUUGGCUUUAUAAAAUUGGUGCAUUGGAUUUUGCUGGUGGUGGUCCUGUGCAUAUAGCCUCUGGGGUUGCCUCUUUAUCCUAUUCAUUGUUUUUGGGAAAAAGAAAAGAAUGGAAAGAUCUGGGAAACCUUCCAAAGACCAGAGACUCAUCUCCAGUUAUUACAAUGAUUGGUGUUUCGUUAAUUUGGAUGACAUGGUUGUGUUUUAAUUCAGGAACUUUACUCACUGUGAAUGUUAGAACUGGUUAUAUUAUGGCGAAUACCCAAAUAGCUGCUUCGUUUGCAUGCUUCACAUUCACUAUUAUUGAUUACAUUUUAACCGGAAAAUGGUCCAUUUUUGCGGCAUGCGAUGGUGCAAUAGCAGGAUUAGUUGCAAUUACUCCUACUUGUGGGUUUGUUACAACUUGGGGCGCUGCUAUUUCAGCUAUAGUUACUGCCACUGUUUGUCGUCUUACUUAUAAUGUUAACAAAUGGUUUGGUAUCGAUGAUGUGACCUACUCAUUCAACUUACAUGGAAUCGGUGGUAUGGUGGGUGCAAUAAUGUGUGGAUUAUUAGCUUCUCCAAAUAUUGCAGGUCUUGAUGGUGUGACAGUGAUUGAGGGUGGUUGGAUUUGGCAUAACUGGAAGCAAAUGGGUUACCAAUUUGCUUCUAUUGCAGCCAUAACUGGAUGGUCUUUUGUUUUCACAUAUGCUCUCUGUUUCGCUAUUGACAAGAUUCCAGGGUUGAAAAUGAGAGUGUCUGAAAAGGGCGAAGAAGAAGGUAUGGACUUGUUUGAGCUUGCUGAAACAUUUGACGAUUUAGUUGGGGUUGCAUCUGGAAUUAGAUACGAGUAUUAUAAUGGCGGAGAACCAUCUUCUUCAAAGGAGUCUUCGAGUUAUCUUAAAAAUGUUAAUUCUAAAGUUAACGUCAGUGAGGUUUAGAAAGAAAAACCUGUCAAUUAUUUUCUUUUUAUUAUUUAUAACAAAUGAUUUAUCUAAAAAUUAAAACAUUAUACCUGUAAUUAUAACUACAAUGAUAUAUGAGUUUGAAUUUGAGUUUGAAUUUGAGUUUGAGUUUGAAUUUG